AUGGCGAUCCAAUAUCUGAUCCUGUUGUCCCGUCAGGGCAAGGUGCGCCUCGCAAAGUGGUUCACCACGCUGUCCCCCAAGGACAAGGCCAAGAUCGUCAAGGACGUGUCGCAGCUGGUCCUCGCACGCCGAACGCGAAUGUGCAACUUUCUCGAGUACAAAGAUACCAAGAUUGUCUACCGCCGCUACGCUUCGCUCUUCUUCAUCGCCGGCUGCUCGUCGGGCGACAACGAGCUCAUCUCGCUCGAAAUCAUCCACCGUUACGUCGAGCAGAUGGACAAGUACUACGGAAACGUGUGCGAGCUGGACAUCAUCUUUUCCUUCACCAAGGCCUACUACAUCCUCGACGAGCUCCUCCUCGCCGGCGAGCUGCAGGAAAGCAGCAAGAAGAACGUGCUGCGAUGCAUCGGGCAGCAGGACUCGUUGGAAGACAUGGAGGGGAGCCAGGCCGACACGGCGCGACGAGCCGCUGACACGCAAGCCGUCCACCUGACCUCGUUCGCCAUCGCCAUGCGUGUCAGACUGUCGGUGCCUCAGCCGCAAAGUGUCACUAGGCCGCCGGUUCCACAACAACCAAGCAUCUGGAUCGGCCCUCGGUCACGCCUAGUGCUCAGACCAAAGGGCAGCGACACGCACUCCAAACACGCACCCAAACCGCACCAUAACCGCUCACCAAUACGGAUCCCCCUCCUCCGUCAUCCAUCGCCGUCAUCCAUCGCCGCCAUCCAUCGCCGCCAUCCAUCGCCGUCAUCCAUCGCCGUCAUCCAUCUCCGUCUUCCAUCUCCGUCGUCCAUCUCCGUCGGCUACGAUUCCUCGGCAUCGAACCACCAUCCCAACCGACAGCCCGAACCGUCGGCCCAAACACGAGCAAACGUCGUCACCGAUACCACUCCCUUUCCGCCGUGCCGGCGAUGCACGCCGACCCCUGCCGCUAGGCCCUCCCGUCUGGCAUCGUCUCACCACUCGACCGCCUUUCAUCCGGCCGUCCGAUCGCACCCCGGGGCCUCCGCGUCGCCUCUCGCUACCCUGACCGCCCCGACCGUCGACAAGACGCUUCGCUUACGCUUUGCUUCGCGUCGCUCACCGACACGUCCCUGCGACGGCACCCAGAUCGUCGCUCUACCCAUCGCAUCGGCCGUCCGUCCCCUCAGCCGUCCGUCCUCUUUGCCGCCCGUCGUUGCGACGACCGCAGACCGGGCCCGGCGGCCAACUGGUCGAGCUGCCCUUCUCCCAUCCUGUGAGACCUCUCCUCGCCAUCGAGCCGACAUCGGCCAUUCUCAUCCGGCGCCCUCCACAUCCACCACCGCCCUCAUCGCCACGCGGACGGCUGGAGCUGCUUGCCGGAUCCCACCCCCCGCAGCCUCGGCACCUUUGUCGUUCUGCCGUGCCCGCUCGCGCGUCUACCUCCCGGUCCAGGAUUUCGAACCCGUCACGAGGGCGCUCAACUUCAACACGCCCGAUUGCAACGUCACCGGCGGCUGCGACCUGUACACGACAAAGUCCACGGGCUCCGACAAGAAGCUCUACCGAAACAUUGACAAGGACCUCAGCUCCCAGCACGAUGCCCUCGUCAAGCUCGGCGCGAGCCUGUCGCCGCCGGAUCGGGCCCAGAUGCUCGCCACCUCGCCCAACAUGCAGCUGUUUUCCACCUCGAGCGCCUUCGGCCCCCUGUCGGACCUCUCGAGCCGCCGCACCUUUGCCUACCUCAUCGCCACGCUCAACGCGAGCCACCCGCACUACGACUUCUCCCACGUGCUGCGGCCGGGUGACUUCAAGCGCGAACGCAACCUGCGCCGCGUCAUGGUCAACCUCGAUUCCAUCCUGCAAAACGUCCGCCCCGGCUUCGAGGCCGCCUCCUUCGACUCCUCCCUCGGCAGCGACCUCGACUCCAUCUGGGGACCUCAGUGCUGGUCCCUCAUCGACAAGGAGAUGCGCCUCAACGAGUGCACCCUCUUCAGCUACCACCCGGAUCCCGAUCCGUUCGAGGAGGACGAGAGCGCCAUCUGGGCCGUCCACUACUUCUUCUUCAACCGAGCGCUGAAGCGCGUCGCCUACCUCUACGUCCGCGUCGUCCCCGUCGUCUCGUCGACGAGCCCGACCCUGACGCCCAUCAAGGUCGGCCAGCACAAGCGCCAGACCGACUUUGCCGCCGACGACGCCGCCAAGCGGGCGAGGUACUGGCUCGGCGAUCGUCAGGCCGAGCUGGUGCCUCCCUUCGAGGACGACGAGGACCCUCAGGAUGACGGCCUCUUCUGGAACCGCGGCGAGGACGGCGACCUUGUGCCCUUUUCCGAUGACGACUACUUUGAGGAGCUCGAGGACGACGGGGAGCUCGAGGACGGCGGCGACCUGCCAUUGGAUCAGGGCCACGACAGAAUGAUGAGCGAAGACGUCGCCGGCGAGCUCGAGAUGUAG
Messenger RNA from Drechmeria coniospora, 2415 nucleotides. Its product is annotated as mitogen-activated protein kinase MAF1. Gene Ontology annotation, molecular function: RNA polymerase III core binding; clathrin-cargo adaptor activity. NCBI's taxonomy places the organism in Eukaryota, Fungi, Ascomycota, Sordariomycetes, Hypocreales, Ophiocordycipitaceae. The transcript has 6 exons. The coding region runs from base 1 to 2415 and encodes 804 amino acids. The record is from RefSeq and is a predicted model, not a curated record. Gene Ontology annotation, biological process: negative regulation of transcription by RNA polymerase III; vesicle-mediated transport. Gene Ontology annotation, cellular component: AP-1 adaptor complex; nucleus.